Prunus armeniaca (apricot) is the source of this 798-nucleotide messenger RNA. Lineage: Eukaryota; Viridiplantae; Streptophyta; Magnoliopsida; Rosales; Rosaceae. The record is from the annotation of a GenBank genome assembly.
AUGGGUUUGUUCACGUUGCCCACAGUUGCACUGUUUAUUCUGCUCACACUGAGCUUGGCAUUCGUUCAUGAAGGAAUUCCGACUACCCUUGAUGGACCCUUCAAGCCUGUCACUGUUCCUCUUGACAAGAGCUUUCGAGGAAAUGCAGUUGACUUGCCUGAAACUGAUCCUCGAGUUAAAAGAAUCGUUAAAGGUUUCAAGCCUGAACAAAUCUCUGUCUCUCUCUCUGGAACCCAUGACUCUGUUUGGAUAUCUUGGAUCACAGGGGAGUUUCAAAUUGGGGACAAUAUAGAACCAUUGGAUCCGAAAACUGUUUCAGGUGUUGUUGUAUAUGGAAGAUAUGGAUUUCCUAUGACCAACAGAUCAACCGGGAAUAAUUCCCUUGUUUACAAUCAGCUGUAUCAGUUUGAAGGCCUCAAAAACUACACUUCUGGGAUUAUACACCAUGUUCGUCUCGCAGGAUUGAUACCCAACACCUUAUAUCAGUAUCAAUGUGGCGAUCCUUCUAUUCCAGCAAUGAGUAGAGUGUCAUAUUUCAAGACUAUGCCGGUAUCCGGGCCCAAGAGUUACCCCAGCAGAGUAGCUGUGGUGGGGGACCUGGGUCUUACAUACAAUACUACAUCAACAGUUGAUCACUUGUUGGCUAACCGACCCGAUCUUCUAUUAUUGGUUGGGGAUGUUAGUUAUGCUGACUUGUAUCUCACAAAUGGAACUGGGUCUGAUUGUUACUCUUGCUCAUUUCCACAUACUCCCAUUCAGGAAACAUAUCAGCCUCGUUGGGAUUACUGGGGAAGGUGA